AUGUCCUUUAUUUCUCGUGAACGUAUUGUGUAUAUUAUGAUUGUAGAACCUUGUUCAUCAACUUCAUUAUUGUCUAAUAAUCAUCGUACACAAAAAUAUUUAAAAAAUCGUUUUCAUAUGUCUAUGAAUAAACCAAGUAUAAAACAAAAUAAUCAUUUAAGUACGAAUGAAAAUCGUACAGAUGAUGAUUAUGGAGGAGGUGGAAAUUCUGAAAUUUGUUCUAAAAUAACGAAUGGUGACAAUCGUAAAUCUCGUUCAAAUAAUCAUAAUCGAGGGAAUGAUCCAACUCGUUGGUGGCUUGUUCAUUUUAUUCAACGUUUUAUUGCUGAUCCAAAACGUACAUUAACUCGAAGCCGUAGUGCAACAGAUGCAACACGUUUUCUUCGUCAUAUUCAAACACGUAUAUCACCAGCUAUUAAAUGUGAUUCCGUUUAUGAAGAAUCAUCAACAAAUACAAAAAGACGAAAUAAUAAUUGUGAUCAAAAUCAAAUAUCUCUUUAUACUCGAAUGCGUUCUCAAUCAGUUCCAAUUAAUAGUAUUUGCAGUCCAAAUCAUCAAUUAUUAUCAUUACAACGUCAAGCUGGAACACUUACACGUUCAUCAUCUGUACAUGAUCUUCAUCGACAUGAAGUAUUUCGUGCAAAUGAAUUAGAUUUUGGUCCUAUUAUUGGACAAGGUUUUUAUGGAAUUGCACGAACAGUUACUUUUAGAAAAACUGGUCAGAUAAUGGUUAUGAAAGAAACAAAAACAUUUGAUAAAGAAGCACAGAAAAUUUUUGUUAAAGAAGUACAAGUUCUUAAACGUUUAAAACAUCCAAAUGUUCUUCAUUUUAUGGGUCUUUUACUUGAUAAAGAUAAUCAAAUGUGUUUUCUUGUUGAUUACAUUGCCGGUGGUACAUUAAAAAAUAUCAUUCAUGAUUUAUCUAUACCAUUAACAUGGUUACAACGUUUACGUUAUGCAAAAGAUAUAGCUGCCGGAAUGGAAUAUCUUCAUUCAUGUAAUAUAAUUCAUCGUGAUUUAAAUAGUUCAAAUUGUUUAGUUAAAUCUAAUGGACAAGUUGUUGUUGCAGAUUUUGGUUUAUCAAGAAUAAAUCUUGAUGAAGAUGACGAUUAUGUAACAACACAAAUGAAUGAUGGUACAUCAUCAUCAUUAUCAUCAUUUAGACGAGAUCAACGAAGUACAAGUACAACAAUAACAUCAAAUGGUAAUAUUGUUGUUGUUCGACCUAAAACUCGUCGACAAAUAUUAAAAGAUCGACAACGAUAUACAGUUGUCGGAUCUCCUUAUUGGAUGGCACCUGAAAUGUUAAAAGGUCAAUGUUAUGAUGAACGUGUAGAUAUAUUUUCAUUUGGUAUCAUGCUUUGUGAAAUCAUUGGUCGUGUACAAGCUGAUCCUGAUUAUUUACCACGUACACAAGAUUUUGGUUUAAAUGUACAUUUAUUUAAUCAAAAAUAUUGUAGUAAAGAUUGUCCAAAACAAUUUAUUGCUAUUGCUAUUGCUUGUUGUGACAUUAAUCCUGAUUCAAGACCUGCUUUUUGUGUAUCUCAUCCAUGGCUCGAAGCACUCGCAUUAAGUGUUGAAACAGGCUAUCUUCAAGAAAAAAAAUUUAUCAUAAUGUCGUGUACUAAGGUUCAAUCAACUAAUCAAACUAUCAAUAAUUUUUCUGCUGCAGUUUUACCAUCGAGUACAUGCGCUGAGGGCGGCAGCGUUGGACGACGAGUAUUAGCCUCGCGCCCCAAUGGAUCCAUCAUUAAAUCUAUAGAAUUUGCUAAGACAAAUGAUGAUGAGGGUUUGCAAAUAAAACAUGAUAUAAUACAUCAAUUUUUGCGUGAGCAUAAUUUAUCUUGGUCAAUUACAUUACAUAUGAAUAUACUUUAUGUACAACUUCCGAAAGAAUUAUGUGCAGGAUCAAAAGAAAAAUUUGUUAGCCUUCUUGAAUUCGCUGAUGAUACAUUACAUUGUAAAAAGGUUAUUAUAUAUUUUAAUAAAGCACGUUCUGAUCGAGCAAUUGUAGUAAAAACAUUUAUGUUUCUUGGUUUUCAUGUAUUAUCGCCUGACAAUACAUUAAUGCAAACUAUUGAUAAACAAGCCGAUGAAUUAUAUAUGGUUUAUCUUAUUGACGGUGAUGAGUAA
Molecule: messenger RNA, 2133 nt
Organism: Rotaria sordida
Lineage: Eukaryota; Metazoa; Rotifera; Eurotatoria; Philodinida; Philodinidae
Source: the annotation of a GenBank genome assembly